Molecule: messenger RNA, 3600 nt
Organism: Phycodurus eques (leafy seadragon)
Lineage: Eukaryota; Metazoa; Chordata; Actinopteri; Syngnathiformes; Syngnathidae
Product: gastrula zinc finger protein XlCGF57.1-like
Exons: 3
Coding region: 302-1984 (560 amino acids)
Biological process (GO): regulation of cytokine production; regulation of immune system process; negative regulation of transcription by RNA polymerase II
Source: RefSeq, a predicted model, not a curated record
UAAUACAUCUCCUUUCCCUUCUCGCCAUGCGGGAGGAGCGACGAUCGUGCUUCAGCAAAUCUUCCUGAAUUUGGACCGAAUGUUGCGAAUCGUCGACGCUUGACGCCCCUGAUCGCGACUUUAGUGGACUAAAACAUCAUUCGUGCCAUCUUCGUGUCCGGUUGGAGUCGCCUCGUGCACGUCGAAGCUUCUCGGCCUAGCUUAGCUUAGCUUAGCUUAGCUUGCUAGCAAAGAGACGCGUUUGGGAUCAACACUUUGCUCAGCAGAGAUCAAGCGGGAGUGUUGCGAUCGUCGUGUGAAAAUGUGUGCAAGGACAGCAGAGUACGAGGAGGAACUUUGGGGCCCAAAAGAGGAGAAGGAGCCACAACGUCAACUGCUGGACGCUGCGUUCAAUCUGCAGCCUCGAAUUGUGCUCCGCAGAGCAGACAUCACUAAAGAUCUUCGUACUGACCAGCAGGAGCCAGAGCCCCUUCACAUUAAAGAGGAAGUGGAGGACGAAGAACUCCACCACAUCAAAGAGGAAGAGGAGGAGGUCACCAAGUUUCCAUCGACUGGUGUUCCUCUAAAGAGUGAAGACAAAGUUCAAAGUGAGGAGAGAAGGGGGGCGGAGCCUCCAAGCAGCAGCUCAAGGCAACUCAUGACAACAGAAGGUGAUGGAGAUCACUGUGGAAAAUCACAAGCAGACGGCAUCUUAGCGCCACUGUCAGACAGUGACGACAUGAAGUCACACUCGACUCACACUGAUGAUGGACAGUCUGAAGUUGAUAAGACAUUUCAGACUGACAACAAACAAUGGAAAUGUUCUCAGUGUGGGAAAACACUAGCUAGUAAGAGUACUUUGAAACAACACAUGAGAACACACACCGGUGAGAAACCUUUUUCCUGCUCAGUUUGUGGUCAAAGGUUCACUCAGAAGGGAAGCUUAAACACACACACAAGAAUACACACUGGUGAGAAACCUUUUUCCUGCACCGUUUGUUGUCAAAGAUUUUCCGUGAAGGCACACUUAAAAAUACACGCAAGAACGCACACUGGUGAGAAACCCUUUUCCUGCUCAGUUUGUGAUCAAAGGUUCUCUGAACAUGGAAGUUUAAAAACACACACAAGAACCCACACUGGUGAGAAACCUUUUUCCUGCUCAGUUUGUGGUCAAAGGUUCACUCAGAAGGGAGGCUUAAACACACACACAAGAACACACACCGGUGAGAAACCUUUUUCCUGCACAGUUUGUUGUCAAAGAUUUUCUGUUAAAGCACACUUAAAAAUACACACAAGAACGCACACUGGUGAGAAACCCUUUUCCUGCUCAGUUUGUGAUCAAAGGUUCUCCCAAAAGGGAAACUUAAAAAGUCACACAAGAACGCACACUGGUGAGAAACCUUUUUCCUGCUCAGAUUGUGACCAAAGAUUCUCUAAGAAGGAAACCUUAAAAAGACACACAAGAACGCACACUGGUGAAAAACCUUUUUCCUGCUCAGUUUGUGACCAGAGAUUCUCUAAGAAGGAAACGUUAAAAAUACACACGAGAACACACACUGGUGAGAAACCUUUUCCCUGCACCGUUUGUGGUCAAAGAUUUUCUGUGAAGGGAUACUUAAAAAUACACACAAGAAUGCACACUGGUGAGAAACCUUUUUCCUGCACCGUUUGUUGUCAAAGAUUUUCUGUUAAUGCACACUUAAAAAUACACACAAGAACGCACACUGGUGAGAAACCUUUUUCUUGCACUGUUUGUGGUCAAAGAUUUUCUGGAAAGGGAGGUUUAAAAAUACACACAAGAGCACACACUGGUGAGAAACCUUUUGUCUGCUUCUAUUGUGGCCAAAAAUUCUCUGUGAAGGAACACUUAAGAACACACACAAGAACGCAUACUGGUGAGAAACCUUUUUCCUGCUCAGUUUGUGGCCAAAUGUUCUGUUAUACGUAUCAGGCUAAGACACACAAGUGUGCGGGUGAGAAGAGCAGUGAUCAAGAAGCUUUUUAAUGAAAAUGUAAAUGUUUAAUCUGAAAACUAAUUACCUGAUUUACAAAAGUCUACAGUCUUGUAUUCUGUGUACCAGAUUUUAUUAUAUUCUUCUUCUUGACCAUAUAUUUUCUCAAAGACCCUCAAGUGUAAAGAAUUAACAUUGGUGCCAAAAUACUUAAAAGGGACUAGUUGAAGGUGAGAACACGGGCACGUAUGCCAUCGUGCUGGACUCAAAAAUGUCUCCCGAAAAAAGCUCCCCAAAACACACUCAGUCGUCAUUUUAGUCAUUUACUGAUGAAAUAUUUAAUUUUCAGCGAGAUUUUGGCCUGCCCACAGUUUGGAUAUGUCAGCCUGUUACAGCCUGACGCAAAAUGAGCAGGAGCCGAUUACAUUUCCUCAUUGAACUUCUGUGUUUUCCAUGGUGUAAUUUGUCCCCAUAUUGAAAGUCUGGGACAAUAAUGAUAAUAAGAAUACAAUAAUAAGACAAUAAUGAGCAAAAAUAGUGAUAGUGAUUGUUUAAAAAAUAAAAAUUUUGAAUUUUAUUUUUUUAAUAACUUUUUUUAUUUUUAAAUUCUUCUUUGAACGUACGUCAGCUCAAUUUUGAAUUGAUUGCACCACAAAUGUAUUGUAUAUGUGUGAAUGUAUGUAUAGAUCAAAAGUAUGUAUGGAUCACAGAGGCGUUUCUGUCGGUGGCAUUGUGUGACAGACGUGGACUUUGGCUGUCUGUCAUAACGUCGGCUGACCCAUGACGGGGGUCUCCCGGCCGAACGCGUUUCGUCGUUUAAUAUCCUGAAACUGCAGGUGAUCUGAUUUUAUUUCAUCUGAUCCAUAUAAUCUAAAAUAUUGGGCUGAUUGUGGAAAUAUUUGUCAGAGGUUGAAGCUGCGAUGAGAAGAGAUGUCCGCAUAAAUUUUGGUGAUGAUUGUUGACAGUUUUUGGGUGUUAUUGGGUUAGGUUAGAGACCCUUCGUUAUCGAUGUUUCUUGGGUUCAUGUAUGAGGCCUGCAAGGAUGUGGCAAUCACCCGCCGUGUUUGUAUGAUUUUACUGAUGCAAUUUUUGAGCACAUCAAAUGAGUGAUUGAACAUAAUUCUGGGGUACUGGUUGUCGUUCAUGUGAUGCAGUGGUGUAUGACUGCAAAGUAAGAUAUAAUACCAGCUUCAACAAAGUGGUGUUUGGAAACUCAAGCAAGCUGUAUAUUUUUUUUUCCUGAAAAAAGUGAGGGGAUUCCACCUGACAGCUACGAUGUAUAAAAUAUGACCCAUUACUGCCACUUAAUAGUAUAGGACAUUCCUUUUCCCACACCAGCGAUGGCAAGUGAUUUUCCAUUUUCGAUUUUGCAGAUGAAAAGGGGGCGUUUGAUAGGAAAUGAGUUAUUUACCAAUUGCUCCAAAACGUUUUGAUGUUAUUGGAAAUGACUGCCAGUUUAAUUUUCUUGAGCAAAUAUCCAUAAAACAAACUUGUUCGUGAAAUGUAGACCAUGAAGACACAUACUUCCUUUAAGCAAUGCAUGCAUUUUCUCCAACGUUUUCGUGAUGUCAAUAUCAAAUAAGUGAAUGAUUGAUUGAAAUAAGACUGGAAAGAAACCUUUACUUUUGGUGGUAAAGUGUAUUUGUGAUCCUUAAUAAAAUACACUCCU